AGGAAUACCUGGAAGGAAGACGAAGGCAAUACCCUGCUCAACAAGUAAAGCUUUUAAUAUAGCCAAUAUUAUCAGUGUAUCUGCGAAGUGAGGCUACUAACGAACCUAAAAUGUAGGCUAACACAUUUUCUUCUUAUCGGGACAUGGGUAUCUUGGUAUUUCCAAUGGCGCAGAACAAGACGAACUAAAGGUUGUCAUGACGAGAUUCAUUUGAAUGAUAUGAGUGGCUGAAACAUGGAAAAACAAGACAACACAAAACAGGACGACAGUCUAAAGGGGCAAAGCUCACUCCAUCAUGAGAUGCCUCCAUCACCUGUGCCCACUUGUGUGUCCAUGAAGAGUGACAAGUCAGAGAAUCGUGACAUAAACUUCCAACAUGAUGAUAUGACAGAUGGAUCAAGUGGUCAAAUGGAAAAAUGCAAACCAGAUGCCGUCAGUGACCACUUCACCCAGGGGGACCUCAAGCACAUAUUCCAGUUGCUUGAGGAGAAGAUAAUUGACUUUGUGAAGAACGAGCUGAAGAGAUUCAAGAAGAUUGUGAGUCCAGAUUACCGAGAAAACUUUGAUGAUAAAGAGCAGGAUGAGAGUGAUGCCAGAGAAGGGGCUCUCAAGAUGGCACUGCACUUCCUGAGGAACAUGGAACAGAACAAUAUUGCUGACAAACUGCAAGAAAAUGAACAGGGUGUAGUUUGUCAAACUGAGCUGAAGAGAAAUAUCAAGAUUAAGUACCAGAGUGUGUUUGAAGGAAUGCAAAAGCAAGGCAGCUCAGCUCUGCUAGAAAAGAUCUACACAGAGGUCUACAUCACAGAGGGAGGAAGUGGGAAAGUAAAUGAGGAGCAUGAAGUCAGGCAGAUUGAGUCCAUCUCCAAGAGACCAGCAGGACAGGAGACACCAAUCAAAUGCAGAGACAUCUUUAGGCCCCUACCUGGCCAAGACAAACCAAUCAGAAGUGUUAUCACGAAGGGAGUAGCUGGCAUCGGCAAAACUGUCUCAGUUCAGAAGUACAUCCUGGACUGGGCUGAGGGGAAAGAAAACCAGGAUAUCCACUUCAUAUUUCCACUGCCUUUAAGGGAGCUCAACAGCAUGAAACACAAACAGCUCUCUUUGAUGGAUCUUCUUCACCACUUCUUCUCAGAAAUAAAGCAGUUGAAUUUCCCAAGCCAGGAGAAAUACAAAGUGUUGUUCAUCUUUGAUGGUCUGGAUGAGUGUCGACUCCAACUAGACUUUCAGAAAAAUGAAAUUUUGACUGAAGUGACAACAACCACUUCAUUGGAUGUUCUGCUGACAAAUCUCAUCAAGGGUAAUCUGCUUUGCUCUGCUCUCCUUUGGAUCACCUCGCGACCAGCAGCAACCAAUCAAAUCCCACCUGAGUGUGUCGACCGGGUCACAGAAGUACAAGGGUUCAACGACGCUCAGAAGGAGGAGUACUUCAGGAGGAGGAUCAGUGAUCAGAAUCUUGCCUGCAAAGUUAUCACUCACAUAGAAUCAUCAAGAAGCCUCCACAUUAUGUGCCACAUACCAGUGUUUUGCUGGAUUGCUGCUACUGUUAUUGAACGUAUUCUUAAGAAUGAAGGAGAUAAGCAAGUUCCAAAGACUUUGACAGAGAUGUACACAUAUUUCCUUGUUUUUCAAACCAAGCAGAGGAGUCUGAAGUUGGAAGGAGUUUAUGACCUCGAUCCACAGUGGAACAAGGCUAGUCUCCUUGCUCUUGGAAAGUUGGCCUAUGAGCAGCUGAAGAAGGGCAACCUGAUAUUUUAUGAAGACGACCUGAAAGAGAGUGGUAUUGAUGUCAGAGAGGCAGCAGUACACUGUGGCAUCUGCACCCAGAUCUUUCAGGAAGAGUCAGGCCUUGAUCGGGAAACGUUGUACUGCUUUGUGCAUCUGAGCAUCCAGGAGUACCUUGCAGCUUUGUAUGUGAUCCUGAUGUUAAUAACUGAGGGGAAUGAUCUCAUGUCUCCACAGCAACCCCUCUGGACAGUGUUUCAACUUCUGAAAUGGCAAACUGGCAAAUCCAUGGCCACCUUACAGAAGAGUGCUGUGGACAAAGCAUUGGAACAUGAAGAUGGGCGCUUUGAUCUGUUCCUCCGUUUCCUUCUCGGCCUCUCUCUGGAAUCCAACCAGAGACUCUUGAGAGGCCUAAUAAAGAAAGUACAACAUGAAAGUAAAGACGAAAUAGCCAGUUACAUAAAGACAAAGAUCAGGGACAUACCAUCAUCAGAAAGAGUGAUCAACCUCUUUCACUGUCUGAAUGAAGUCAAUGAUCACUCCUUAGUGGAGGAGGUCCAGAGCUUCCUGAGUGCAGGGACACUUUCUGCAGCCAAACUCUCAUCCACACAGUGGUCAGCUCUUGUGUUUGUGCUUCUGACAUCAGAAGAAAAGCUUGAUGUGUUUGAUUUGAAGAAGUACAGCAGGUCUGAUGAAUGUCUCCUAAGGCUGCAGCCAGUGGUGAAGGAAUCCCAAAAGGCUCUGUGAGUAGGAUAGCAAUAGCUAUGGGCAGAAAUGUAAAUGGGGGAUAUUUACAUUUAUAUUAAGUGUGAUUCAGAAGCAUAACAACCAGGGAUGGAAAUUAACUUUUUUGUCCACCUGGCACUGUGGCAGGUAGAUUUUAAAAUCUACCAGCCACUCAACAUUUUUACCA
Messenger RNA from Sardina pilchardus (European sardine), 2638 nucleotides. RefSeq names its product NLR family CARD domain-containing protein 3-like. The coding region runs from base 235 to 2472 and encodes 745 amino acids. Gene Ontology annotation, biological process: intracellular signal transduction. Lineage: Eukaryota; Metazoa; Chordata; Actinopteri; Clupeiformes; Clupeidae. The record is from RefSeq and is a predicted model, not a curated record. The transcript has 6 exons.